Pararge aegeria (speckled wood butterfly) is the source of this 1986-nucleotide messenger RNA. RefSeq lists its product as uncharacterized. The record is from RefSeq and is a predicted model, not a curated record. Lineage: Eukaryota; Metazoa; Arthropoda; Insecta; Lepidoptera; Nymphalidae. Gene Ontology annotation, molecular function: DNA binding. The coding region runs from base 1 to 1986 and encodes 661 amino acids. The transcript is spliced from 5 exons. Gene Ontology annotation, biological process: DNA integration; DNA recombination.
AUGCCAAAAAGGAAGAGUGAUGAGGAUAGUGAUGAAUACAUUAGACGCAAGAUGAGGAAAAUAGAAAAGAAAUUGCGCAGGCGCAAUAAACGUUCUCGUCGUUUAAGUUCAAGUAGCAACGACUUGGAAUCAAUCUGUGCGUCGCCCGUGCUGUCACUACCUAAAGAUGGCCUACCUUUGAUCAUUAAUGAUGAACAACAUGGCCUACCCACACAAAAUGUGGAUCUGGAAAAUCUGGAGCCUCUUCCAGGACCAUCCUCACCAGUUCUAACUGUUUCGGAGGAAUAUCCUUUAGACGACGAUAUCCUCGAGAUGCUAGGGCUUACAAAGGAAACUCGCAAAGAACUACUAGAUAAACAUCUUAUUCCUAGUAAUUGCACUAAGUUAGCUGCCCCGCUUUUAAAUUUAGAAAUAAAAGCGGCAUUGUCAGACACUUUGAUAGGCAAAGAUAAGAGCACUGAGUACAGGCAAAAUCAAAUUGCAUCAGCAAUUUCGUGCAUUGGAGUGGCUCUGACAAAGAUAUUUAAAUCGGACUCAAAAGACUCCACGAUAAUAAAACCUUUACUUGAGGGUGCUCAAUUACUGUGCGACUUUCAAUUCUGCGAGUCAAUGAAAAGAAGAAGCCUUAUUUGCGCCUCUAUCAAGAAAGAAAUUAAGAGCCAAUUGUAUGAAACCGAAAUUGAUACCUACCUAUUUGGCGAGAAACUGGCUGAUACUCUUAAAGCUGCUAAAGCUAUCAGCAGGUCGGCCUCUGAGAUUAAAGCAUCUAAGCCCAAGACCACAAUAGGACGUCCUCAGUCUCGUUCUUUAAACUCCAAGCCUCAGCCGGUGACCAGCAGGCAGCCAGCAACGGCGACAGUAUAUGGUACCACUGCCACCACCACCGCCGCCACCCCCUCCACCACUACUGCUGCCGCCGCCGCCAUUGCAGUCACAACAGCGAUCCAGGCAGCAGCGCCCCUAUCAACGACGCUAGACUCGCACGGCAACGUUACCGCAGUUCAAACUUAUGGCCGGAAAAUUAUCAGGGAAGCUUAUGCCAGAAGAGGUGUACCAUCAAAUUCAUUAGACGUAAUCUGUGCUUCUUUAUCAAACAAUUCAGAAAAACAAUACACUGUGGCAUUUAAACAAUGGUUCAGUUUUUGUGAUGGAAAUAAUGUAGAUUAUUAUGAGGCGUCAAUUCCCAAAAUUAUUUAUUUUCUGACAGAUGAAUUUAAUAAAGGGUCUCAAUAUGGGACACUUAAUAGUUACCGUUCCGCCUUGUCAUUAAUUAUAGGAACACGGGUGUCCUCCGAUGAUAGAAUUCGAAGACUUUUUAAGGGCUUUUACAGACUCCGUCCGCCUUUACCAAAAUACAAUAUCACUUGGGAUACAUCUAUCGCAUUAGAUUUUUUGGCAAAUUUAUAUCCUCAUAACGAAAUUUCUUUAGAACAAUUAACAAAGAAAACAGUGACUUUAAUAGCACUCAUCACUGCCCAUAGAGUGCAGACCUUAUCGCUAAUAAGGAUCGCACAGAUUACACGUUGCUCUAAUAUGAUUUAUAUAAAAAUACCGGAUAUAAUAAAAACCUCAAGAUUAGGCGCCCACCAACCGUGCCUUAAUAUACCGUUUUAUCAGAUAAAGCCUGAAAUCUGUCCUGCACUUACCUUGUUAAAUUAUUUAGAUAUUACUCGUUCAUUAAGAAGUGAUAACGAUGAUUUCUUAUUCAUAAGUCAUAAGAAACCCAAUAAGUCUGUUACCAGUCAAACUUUAAGCAAAUGGAUAAAGAAUACACUCUAUGAGAGUGGAAUUGACACCUCAAUAUUCUCUGCCCAUUCCACCCGACAUGCUAGUACCUCCGCUGCUAGCAGACUCGGUGUGAAUAUCGAUGUAAUUAGAAGUACUGCCGGGUGGAGUGGAAGUUCCCAUGUGUUUGGAAAGUUCUAUCACAGAGGCAUUGAUAAUCAUAAUACAGAUGACUUUGCUUUAUCAAUCUUAAGAAACUAA